AACUAGCUGUGCUGCUAGCUGUAACUAGCUUCGCUGCUAAGAAUAACUAGCUUCGCUGCUAGCUAGCCUCUGCUAUCAGAGUCUUUUUAUUUUAAUUCCGGUUCUGGUUUUAAUCUGGGUUUAACCGGUCCAGAACUUCUUAAACCUCCAGAAGAGUUUUCACUCCGUGUUGAUUUGUUUCUUUAGCCUCGGCGGCUAACGCGUGUUAAUGUUUGUUAGUUGUCACGGACACGGCCCCUCCUCCUCCCCCGUCGCCAUAGAAACCAUCAGAAAACACCUCGCGGCUGAAACAGAACCGAACUUUCUGGAACUCAGCAGGAUGUCCUCUCUCCCCGUGAAGCCCGGCCUUCGCCUCAGCGUCUCCGAGUGGAGCAACAACAACCAGCAGCUGUCCGCCGCCGCUCAGCACGAGCGACACGUGUCCUCYGUGACCCGACAGGAAGCCAGGUCGCUCCGCCACGAGACCAGCUGCCAGACGACGUGGGAUGAGAGCGACACGACCCGUAAGCUGGGCGAGCGGGUCUGGGACGUGUCCCGCUGGAGGGACGUGUUGGACAGCUGCGCUCAGAAGGUGGACGAGGAGAUGGAGGCGCUGACUCGAUCCAAAGAGCGGACCGAGCUGGACCUGGCCGGCACCGCCGUCCCCCUGGAGGUCAGCACCGAGUGCCUGACGCUGAGGGAGGGGCGGCGGGGGUCCGAGCUGGUGGAGGACCCGGUGGAGGAGGAGCUGAAGAAGGAGGCGGAGCUGAUUGGAGGAGCGCAGCGGCGCCUGCAGCGGCACGUGGAUCAGGCCUUCGAGCAGCUGUGCGUCCUGCAGGAGGUCCGGCACCAGCUGACAUCGGACCUCCAGAACAAGAUGGAAGCUCUGGACAUCGACUCGUCAUGCCUGRCGCUCACUCUGAAGUCUCCUCACAUCUCGCUGAAGCCCAACCCGACCCGGAUCCCCUCAGGGUACCGUCAGGACCAGCUGAGGUCUGUUUGGGGUCAGACCCGGUUUAACGUGGUGUUGUGGUCCGCUCAGGUCCUCCACCCCUCAGGAGUGGACCCAGUUCAGCCAGUCCAACKUGGCUCGAGCCCACGAGGUCCUGCAGGCGUCCCAGCAGCUCAGAGAGGACACGAGUCUGAGCAGAGCCCAGAUCCAGAACGAGCUGGAGAUCCAACGCGGAGCCACGGAGUUCGCGCUCCGCAAACGAAACCACCAGGAGGAGCAGGCCCGGGACCAGCUGCAGUGGCAGAUCCAAARGGUACCACACCAGAACCAGAACCUUCACCGUUUAUCUUUGAUGACUCCAACGCUGCGUCUCUGCAGACUGAAGACGAGAUGGCAGAGAUGGAGARCGACAUCCGGGGCCUGGAUGCAGACCUGCAGGCCAAGACGGCCUCCCUGAAGCUGGCCCACACCAGGCUGGAGACCAGGACCCGCAGGCCCGGCAUGGACCUGUGCAGGGACCAGGUGCAGUUCGGCCUCGUGGCUGAAGUCCAGCAGCUGGAGACCACCAUCCAGAACCUGCAGCAGAAACUGUCCCAGGCUCAAGCCUCCCUGCAGAGGAUGAAGCUCCACCACAGCCGGAUGCUGCAGGACCUCAACAGGAAGCUGGAGGCUCUGUCUCUGGAGCAGCGCAGCAUGAAGACCCGGACCCGCCUCGCACCCACCUCCAGAACCACCGAGGACAGCGCAGCGCCGCUGGUUCCGCUCACAAACUCCAGUGGGAGGAGCAACCUGCAGCUGCUGGCUCAGUGAGGACCUGWUGGACUCUGAGCAUCGUUUGGAUUUAUUAUUUUUUUUUUUUCUGCUCUGGCAUCAGAAAAUGUUUUAAUAAGUAAAGUUUUAUGUUUUACCUGCUUCUCCUCAGGAGACAGGAAGUCUACCUGAACAGGUAGUUUAAACUCUUCAGACUAAAGGUCAAACAGCUGAUUUACUUCCUGUUUGCUUUUAUUAAAACAUCCUCCUGUUUUAAAAACACA
Austrofundulus limnaeus is the source of this 1965-nucleotide messenger RNA. RefSeq names its product tektin 2 (testicular) (gene tekt2). Gene Ontology annotation, biological process: cilium movement involved in cell motility; cilium assembly. Gene Ontology annotation, cellular component: microtubule cytoskeleton; nucleus. The transcript has 8 exons. The record is from RefSeq and is a predicted model, not a curated record. The coding region runs from base 209 to 1741 and encodes 510 amino acids. NCBI's taxonomy places the organism in Eukaryota, Metazoa, Chordata, Actinopteri, Cyprinodontiformes, Rivulidae.